AUGACUCCACUCGUGGAGCUCUUCCUAAAGGCCUCCUCUGCUGAUGUCGGCGACAGGGGCUCCUGUCCGCUGUCACACAAGUGGUUCAUGGUCUUCUACCUCCUGGUGGAACGACAUGCUGUCAAUCUGCGCAUUAUUCCCGUCUGCACGGCCAAUCCGCAGAGGGAGUACUCUGAGUUAUUUUCCGGCAGGCGUCUCCCCGCCGUGGCCAUCUACGAUGAACACAAUGAAGGCAAGAAGACGACGGGACCGUCCGCCGUCUACGCGGGCAACGAUGAGUUGGAGGAUCUGAUGCGCCAGAAAUUCAGCGGGCACAUCAACGUCGACACUGAGGUUCAGUGGGUUAGCUGCAAUCUUCUUCGAAAUCUGAAUAGCCUUCUUCUGACGGGGCAGACUCGCGCACUCCUAUCAGACCUCCAGGAGUUGGACAAGUUUAUUUCGAAAGUAAGUGGAAGAUACUUUUUGGGAGAAAAUAGACUGGCAGUGCAAAGGAAAACGGUCAGCACAAAGUACGAGCAAAUUAAGGGAACCGAACAUAGAGUAGGUGGUCUAACUAAUGAAAUAUCAGCCGAAAUUCCAAAAUGCGUUUCCGUUUCGAAAAGAUUAAUUAAAUAGGGUUGUAAAACUGGUCAGCCUGAAACAUAAUUCUAUAAUAUUUCAGUUACGUCAGGAAGCCGGCUUUCGAAUGCACCUCCUUCCGGCCGCAUGCGAUAACGACACUCUGUAAAAAAGGACUACUUAAGCAGCAUGACUUUUUCUCAUUGAUUUUCGAAGCCCCUAAACGUCCAAUUAUAUUUCGUGGAAAACAUGCAUAAAAAUAUUCAUUCUUUUGUUCAUUCGGUUGAAAAUUAUGUCUUCUUCUAAAAAUGUAAUCGAAGGAGGGACACAAUUCUGUUCUAAAAAAGUUUCUAAUUGUGGGGACUUUUAAAUACCGCGAAAUGGCCGUUCAUAAAUCGUCAUGCCUCUGAAUUUACCAAUGUGGCUUGUCAAGUUAACGAUAUGAUCAAAUCCACUGCUAAAUUUUAUGAACCUUGUACAGUCCCCCAUUACUACCGUAGAGAAAUGCGUGGUCUUCCGUACGCGGAAAAUAUACGGCUUGUGGUUUGGAAACCCUGAAUCCAAGUGUAACGGCAGAGCGGGUUCAAAAUUAUUCGGGAAUUGGAAAAGUUUCCUGAAACCGAGUUAUACCCUUUCUCUGAUCAUUAAAUUGGAAAAAGCCGUUAUUAUCUACGAAAUAUGAAGAAAAAUGAAUAUUUUUAUGCAUGUUUUCUAUGAAAUAUAAUUGGACAGUUAAGGGAAUCGAAUGUGCGGUGCUGCCGCUAGGGAAUCCUGAACUAUGGUUUUUAGAUCGCCAUGAGGUCCACCUCCUGAUUUUGUGGCACAUAAAACCGCACUGACUGCUCCUAGAGUACUUGUCCGUAAAGGCAUCAAAAUGUACUAAAGCCUUAGAUUUUUUGAAAAAACCUUUCGUGUUUUUUGGUCAUCUAGGAGAGGAGUUUUGUACUAAUGCUGUUGGCCUACCCUGACAAUCCUGCCUUUUUUACGUUUACCACGAAAAGAUCCUACAUAUACUUCCGUUGUUACGUUGUAUUUCUAGAGGUUAUUCAAAGCAUUAAAACAUCUGUACGUAGUACAGGAUGGAUCAAGUAAUCGAAUUCUGAACACUAAUGACAGACACAGCUUGCUAAACUGAACAAUUGCGCCGUUGUGGACCGUCUAACGUACACAUGCCUCGUUCAGGUGACUAAACGAACGUAAACCAUCGACUCGUUGUUUCGUCAUUCCUGCGUAACAUUUCCGAUCGUGGCGUCCAAGAGUAUGACAGGGCUUUAGACCACACCCUGCAGUAGGUGUGCUAACUCCUGAAAUACUAACCGAAAUUAUGAAAUGUUUUUUUCGGUUUGAAAUGAUCACCUAAGUUGGCUUAUAGUUCUGGUUAUCCACCAUACAAUACUGACAUAAUCCCAAAAACAUUUGCUACAAGCACGAGACUAGCUCUGGAGAAUAGGUUUUUUUUAGGUUUACAGAAGAACAGACUGGAAAACGUAAAAAAAUGAUUUUUUCACAAGUAGAUCUCGUUUUUCUUCGAAACAGCUUUUUUCAGGUUCUCAAUGUUAAUUGUAAGCCAGUUAUCUUAAAAAAACAUGAAAAAUACCAAUUAUUUAAGCAUUAUUUGGAGAGAUGUAUCUACGUAAAAGGCUCCGGUUAAAACUGCGGAAUUCUACUUCUAUCCAAGUCACUACAUCUUCCAUUUAUAAAACUUUAUAACAAUCUGGUUAUUUUUUAAGUAACGUCGGAAAUUAUAAAGUAAUGGGAAAUUUUCAUCACACGAGAUUUGAUCUUGUUUGAGUGAGUUUGCGGUAGAUUGCUUGGAAGUCCCAGCCUUAUAUUGUACGUAGCAACCCUCAGUCUUUGGGGCUGAAUUAAAUGCUUCUUUGUCAAGAUAAAGCAUACUACAUGACAGGUAAUGGAAUAAAUGUCUAACUCGGCUGUGUUCAGUACGGACGUAGUCUUCUACGCAUUGCCGACUAAAGGCGCACUCUUACAUUACGAAAUGUCCAGCCAUUUUUUUAAUAAAAUUGUCCACUGUCCUCUCCCUAUCUGGUUGCACUGAUCAGUUUUGCAGACAAGUGCGUCAUACAUUUGCUGCGCAUGGGAAGACUGUCCAGUUAGGGAGCUUUUUCAUCUUAAAUGCAAGAACAGUCGUGGAGCUGACGCAGUUUGGUCUCGUCGUCCAAUUUCUGGUCGCCAGAAACUUUGACCUUCAAACGAGGACGGCAUUUUGCUGCUCUGUAGGUAUAAUAAUGUGAUUAAACGUGCUAAUUGGGUUAUUCGAAAUCAAUUUAUCCGUGCUGCUAUUAAGGUGCGGUAGGUUUUUGCAAAAAUUACUCCGACCCAUCCUACUCAAAUUGGCGAGUCAGGAGAAGUAGAAAUAUAAGCAAACACCUAUAGGGGGCAGCGGUGUAGAGAAGGACCCCACUUAACUUUCAGUAGACAGUGGAUCGUGUCAAAUGGGGUUCUAUCUUGGCACACACUUGCAGGCCGUUGCAGAAAUUACACUGUUAACAACGAUUACUUGCCAUGACCCCACAUCUCAGCUCAAAAUCCGCUAUUUUUUAAAAUGUAGUUUUUGUUUGUUGUUUUAUUACCAUUCUCAUUUCCGUUGUCGUGCAAUAGCGUAGGAUGAGACUUUUGACAUAAAUCCAGGCAAUUUCUGUGUUUUAUUCCAUUUUGUCAGCUUACUAUCUAGCGUGUUGCCCCACCCAUAAAGCUCCCUUUGUAAUAAAUCACGCAUGGCACGAUCCACAGUCUACUGACAGUUAAGUGGUGUCCUUCUCUAUACCGUUGCCCUAUAAGAAUUACAUGGAGGUUCAGUCGACGGAUCAAAAUAUACCGCGUUUUCCAAGGGAUGGGCGCAGCGUGGGUGACUUGCUCGUGAAUCCGAAUACUCGAUAUCCUUUCCCUCACCCGCUUAUGGAAAGGCAGAGUUAAAACGACCAGAGGUGAACAGAACAAACCCACUGGGAGCCCUGGAGGACCAGGAAAUGCCUUGUUUGCGACCGGUGCAUCCGGACGACCCCCACCGGAAUGCUUUGGUCCACUUCAGCGUCGCGCCAAUUAUCCGAGCAGCACAAAGCGUUAAAGCACGCAUUUGGGCCAAUCAACGCAGAGCAGACUAUCGAUUUGUGCUGAGGCCCGAUGUCGCACAAUUCUCCCCCUCUUCGUUGGUCGGCCUUCAGAGAGUGUUGCUGUAUUGCUAGUUCCAGUGGCUAACCGAACUGCAUGACCCGGAGGCGCGCAUAACCUUUUUGCAGAUCAAAUGACUCAACUUGUGGUCUGCAGAGCACUCGUUGUCUGUUGAAAAUGCGGGCUCUGCUUUCGGCCUCGUCUUCAUGAUUCCGAGCUUGAGAGAGUCAGCGGUCCAAGUACACCUUACGAUGGUAACAACAGGAGAAUUAUUAUCACGGUUUAAUACGGUCAGUUUCUGUGAGUCAAGAUUUGACUGCACCUGAUCGAGUCUGGUGCACUGAGUCCAUGAACCGGUCCACUGGGGAAAGUACGCCAUCUUUUUGCCGCAUCAUGGCCGCUGGUUUAGCUUUAUAACCUUCUUUUUGCAUGUAUCCUCAACAUAAGCUAGUCUUCAAAAGUUAUCAUGUUUGUCUGUCAACAACGCCUGAGGGGUCACUGGUACAGGCGUCUAAUGCCCUUUCGGGACCGUUCUCGCUGUAAUAUGUCCUUAGUACAGUGAGUGACCGAUCUCAUGAAAUGUUGGCUGAAAUUCGAUCAGGAAGGAAUGCCUAAGUAGGGUUCUAAUACUGAUUAUCCUGCUGCAUAAUUCUAUAAUAUUUCGAACUCGGCAAGAUGUCAGCUUUUGAAUGCAUUGUUUUUCCAUUUCCUGUAGAUACCGUACUCGGUAAGAAUGACUACUUAAUUAGCAUGCAUUUUUACCAUUGAUUUUCGAUGGUCUUGCAAGUUCAAAUAUAUCUUAUAGAAACCAUAAACAAAGAUAUGCUUUCUUUCAGUCAGGUAAUAGAGGAUCACGUCUCCUUUAUAUUUUAUACUCAAAGAAGGAGUAUAGUUAGGUUUUAAAAAAGUUUUCUAAUUGCCGAAUAAUUGGGAGGUUGAUCAUUCGUUGCAUUAGCGCUUAGUGACUUCAGUCUACAAGGUGCAUGCGCUCCGCGUAAAGAAAACCACAUAUUUUUCUAUGCCUUAUAAAAAAUAUUAUAGAGAGUCCAUAAAAUUUUGCAAUGGAUGAGGACUAUGUUGAACAUUUUAUGGGGAUCUGUGGUAAACGGCCAGGUACGAUGCUAUUUGAAUGGACAUUGCGCGGUCUUAAACAAUCUCAUAAUCAGAAACUUUUUUAAAACCCAAUUAUACUCCUUCGUCGGGUAUAAAAUAUAAAGAAUACGUGAUUCUCUAUUAAUUGGCUGAAAGAAAGCAUAACUUUGUUUAUGGUUUCUAUAAGAUAUAUUUGGACUUGAAAGUCCAUUAAAAAUCGGUGCGAAAAAUGCAUGCUAAUUAACUAGUCAUUUUUUACUGAGUACGGUUUCUACAUGAGAUUGAAAAGCAGUGUAUUCAAAAGCUGACAUGCUGCCGAGCCCAAAAGAUUAUAGGAUAAUGUCGCAAGAUAAUCAAUCUUACAACCCCACCUAAGUUAUCCUUCCAGACCGAAAAUGCGCUUCAGAAUUUUGGCUAACUUUUCAUUGGAUCGGUCACUCACUGUAUAUAUGUAAAUAUUUCGAAACUGUAAUUCGGAUAAUCAGUAUUGCAACCGCGACCAAGUAAUCCUUCCUAAUCGAAAACGCAGUUCAGAAUUUUAGCCAACAUUUCAUGGGAUCGGUCACUCAAUGAAUCACUUCAAUGAAUACUUUUUAAUGUGAACUCUAUGGCGUACUGACUCAGAUGGGAUCUGAGCCGCCUCCUUCUUGGUGCUGUGAAAACGCGGUCCAUUGUGCGCGGAUCGGGCGUGUGGCAAACGUAGUCGACCGUUUGUUCCGUAUCGUCCACUGAGCCCGAGCCCAGUCGUAUCGACUGUCAACAAGCCCAGCAGGCGAGGAAGGAGUUUUCGCGACAUGCUGUCACGCGCAAAUCACCGCCCUGCAUCUAUCACGUUUUGGGGCACAUGACAGACAUCGUAGUUUGCGACGACCGAAUUAUCGACUGACUAUACAGUAGGUGGGCUAACUCAUGGAAUGUCAACCGAAAUUCCGAAAUGAGUUUUCAUUUCGAAAAGAUUAACUAAGAAGGAUUGUAAAACUAAUCAUCGUGCGGCAUAAUUCCAUAAUAAUUCAGUUACCUCAGGAUGCCGGCUCUGGAGCGAACUACUUUUCGGCUGCAUGAAAAAACUACACUCUGUAUAAAUGACUACUUAAUUAGUAUGUACUUUUCUCAUUGAUUUUCGAUGCCCUUAAAAACUGAACUAUAUUUUAUGGAGAAAAUGCAUAAAAAUAUUCAUUCUUUUGCAUAUUCGGCAGGAAAUUACACCUUCUUUCAAUUUUAUACUCAAAGGAAGGGUAUACUUCGGUUUUCAAAAACUCUUUUAAUUUCCCAAUAAUUUAGAACCCAAACUGCCGUUACACUUGCAUUCAAAGUUUACAAACUACAAGCCGUACGUUUUCCACGUAAGCAAAACCAUAGACGUCUCUACAGUAUAAGGAGGAAAUCAUAUGGGGUUCAUAAAAUUUAGCAGUGGAUUUGGGCCACAUUAUUCCCUAUACAAGCCACAAUGGUAAAUGAAGAGACAUGACGUUUUAUGAACGACCAUCUCACGGUAUUAAAACAUCUUAAAAUUAGAGACUUUUUAACAACCGAAUUAUACUCUUCCUUCGAGUAUAACAUUGGAAGAAGACAUAAAUUUCUACUGAAUGAGCAAAAGAAUGAAUAUCUUUUGCAUUUUCUGGAUAAAAUGCAAUUGCAUUUUUAAGAACAUCGAAAAUUAUGGAGAAAAAUGCAUGCUACCUAAGCAGUUAUUUUUUACAGUGUGCAGUUUCUGCAUGCGUCCGAAAAGAUUUUCGCUCGAACGCCGGCAUUCUAUGGUUACUGAAUUAUUAUGGGAUUAUGCUGCCCGAUGAUAAGUUUUACAACGCUUCUUAAUUAAGCAGUUCCAGAUGAAAACGCAUUUCGUCAUUUCUGUCAACAUUUCAUGAGUUAGCCCACCUACUGUACAUGCUGUUUCUUCACCCCUAUCAUUGCCACUAGCCAGUGUUAUGAGCCAAGUGGGAUUUUAAAACAAAGUUAAGCAGUUUUUUGCGAUGAAACAUCUUUUCAACUGUCAUUUAGACGCACACCACCUACCUGGAGUCUGACAGCGUCGCCUACGCGGACUGCGUCAUCGCCACCAAGGUGCAGCAGGUCCGUGUGGCCGGCCAUUUUUACGGCAACUUCUGUAUUCCGCCCGAUCUGCGCUGUUUGUGGGCCUACAUGUCGCACAUCUACGCUGUGCCAGCCUUCCAUAUCAGUUGUCCAUCCGAUCGAGACAUUAUGCUGCACUACUUCGACAAGGUGGCCUUUCCGCAGGCCGCGGACCGUACUGCCGUCCAGAGGCGAAUUCUGGCCCUAGAGGAGAGUCAGCGCUCCCUCAGUAUUCCUCCAGCGCUCCCAAACUCUGCGGGGAGCGGCAGCAGCAGCAGUGCAGUCCUAGGGGCUGACCAAGCAGCGAUGACGACGAGGGUCUUUGAUCAGGCCAUGGUGCAGGACCUGUUGAAAAAGCAGGUCACCUUCGGACCACUACCUUAG
Messenger RNA from Spirometra erinaceieuropaei, 7236 nucleotides. The record is from the annotation of a GenBank genome assembly. Lineage: Eukaryota; Metazoa; Platyhelminthes; Cestoda; Diphyllobothriidea; Diphyllobothriidae.